This is a messenger RNA of Laetiporus sulphureus 93-53, 1762 nucleotides long. Its product is annotated as MFS general substrate transporter. NCBI's taxonomy places the organism in Eukaryota, Fungi, Basidiomycota, Agaricomycetes, Polyporales, Laetiporaceae. The transcript has 13 exons. Gene Ontology annotation, molecular function: transmembrane transporter activity. The record is from RefSeq and is a predicted model, not a curated record. Gene Ontology annotation, biological process: transmembrane transport. The coding region runs from base 114 to 1523 and encodes 469 amino acids. Gene Ontology annotation, cellular component: fungal-type vacuole membrane.
CCGCUCUACAAAAGUCCAGCCAUCCGCUGCCGGUAAAAAUGUACAGCAGACGAAUAUUUCCCUCUUCUCGUGCAACGACAGCCCUGCGCCGAGCAGGUGGUUAGGUUAUCGGUAUGCCCGCAGAGAUGACUGUUCAAGAGUCGCAUGGCAUGGAGCCUGCAUCGACUAUGUCGGAGGUUCUGGAGGAUUUGGAGGACCGAUACCGAGCGUGUUCUACCAUCCACGGAUCUGCGGAGAACCUGGGGUCCGGUAAUGCGGGGGUCAGCAAAUUGAAAGCCGAGGAGGGUUUCGAGCCGGAGGAAAUCAGCGGUGAACCAUCGCCUAUUACCUAUCCCGAUGGCGGGACUCGAGCAUGGCUUGUGGCUCUUGGCGUCGGAUGCGGUAUCAUGGCCACCUUCGGCUACGUCAACGCAUGGGGUGUCUUCCAAGCCUACUAUGAGGAAACUAUGCUCCCGGACACACCUCCUUCAACAAUCGCAUGGAUAGGCUCAGUGCAGUAUGCACUCGUCUUCAUACCCGGCCUCGUGUUUGGAAGGUUGUUCGAUAUGGGCUACUUCAAGCUUCCUUUGCUGGGAGCAUCCUCUCUGCUUGUCACUGCUACCUUUCUCGUUGCAGAAUGCACACAGUUCUGGCAGCUCAUCCUCUGCCAAGGUAUCGCAGUGGGACUUGCUUGCGGUGCGAUCUUUGGGCCGACACUAGGCAUCCUGCCGCAUUGGUUCCAUAAGAAGCUGGGCGUUGCUUAUGGCUUGACGGCUACGGGGUCGAGCUUGGGAGGGACGAUCUUCCCUAUUGCAGUGCGCAACCUGAUCGACGAAGUCGGCUUCAAGUGGACGAUGCGCAUCGUCGGAUUCAUCCUCGUACUCCUACUCGGCAUUUGCAAUCUGACGACAGAGCGACGGCUGCCUCCCAAACCCAACCAGGGACCGUUCAUCAACCCGCGUGCAUUCAAGAAUCCCGCAUACUCAUUCUACACGGCCGCAAGCUUUGCCAGCUUCCUCGGGCUGUACACUGUCCUUACGUACAUAGACGUCAGCGCCUCCGACUCGGGCAUACCGACCAGUUUCUCGUUCUAUCUUCUCCCCAUCGCGAACGUGGGAUCAUUAUUUGGCCGAAUCGUCGGUGGCUUCAUGGCCGACCGCUGGGGACCGCUCAACGUCAUCACGCCCGCAACCUGCGUUGCAGGCAUCAUGACGUACGCAUGGCCAUUCUCUGGCUCAAUAGCCGGGUACGUGGUCAUUGCGAUCCUCUAUGGCAUGUCCUCAGGAAUCUAUGCUUCUCUGCUCGCACCGCCGAUCGUCAGCAUGGGCGAGCGAUGGGACGUCGGGACGCGUAUUGGGAUGUCCUUCACUGUCCUUGCGCUCGGCGCACUCGCAGGCCCACCGAUAUCUGGCGCAAUCUACACGGCGACAGGCUCAUACAAAGCAGUGGGUUACUAUGCAGGUAGUGCAGUGGAGGUCGCUGUGGUUCUCCUGAUCAUUUCGAGAUAUUUCGUGCUCGGCCACAAGCUGGUGGGGAAAUGUUGAUGCCGCGAUACUUAGUCGUCCUUUUCAAUGUGUCAUCAUCGACAUUUCUCCCGCAAGAUCUAAUUUUACCACCAUGAUUUGCUCAUGAACCCAUAGAAUACUAGACGACCUGGAGCCAUGAGUGAACGGUUCACGUACUUUACAUGACCUCAUGAUAGACGUCAAUUUUGCAUAUAGCUAGUGCGAGACGGGGUCAGGAUGCAACAGCAGUUCAAGGAUGCGAUCACAGGCGACCUAGC